Aphanomyces invadans is the source of this 1386-nucleotide messenger RNA. RefSeq lists its product as hypothetical. NCBI's taxonomy places the organism in Eukaryota, Oomycota, Saprolegniomycetes, Saprolegniales, Verrucalvaceae. Bases 100 to 924 code for a protein of 274 amino acids. The record is from RefSeq and is a predicted model, not a curated record. The transcript has a single exon.
UCGCCUGUUGUCCUUUUAUUAAAUAGUAUCGAUUCACGCUAACGGUGCGGUCGUUGGUGUCGGCGGCGACUGCACGAGGGAGAGCGGUGGCAAGUCGGCAUGGCCAACUUGCCGACUUGCGUAGUACUUGUCAAGGAUAGCUCGGAUUUGCGCCACCCGGGCGUCGACGACAAUGGGCGACGCGUGUUUGGAAAGGGAAGGGCCUUUCGUAGGGAUGGAAGUGGUUUUCGACGACGUGUCCUUGGGUUGGCUAGCCCAUUCGUCGACGUGGUCGACCAUGAACAGAAGAGCUUCUUCCAGCAUCGCUUGCUUCUUCAGCACAGACAGUUUCCACUCGUCCAUUUGACGCCUUGCGUCGGCACGAAUCGCAUCCUUCUCGGCUUGCAAGUGCUGCACUGCCGACCGUUUGAGUUCGUUGUGCGCUUCCGUGACGACGACGUCGAGUUCGUGCUUGGCAGAGGCCUUGGCUGCGGGCCGGGUCAAGCCAUGGGUCCAUCCCCUCGACGCCGACUGCGCUUGCAUGUCGCGGUCAAGUCGAAGCUGCAGCACUUCGGCACGCAGUGCGUCGAUCUCGCGUGUCUGCGCCGUCACUUUCAUAUUGGCGUCACUCAGCUGGGACAGGAGAAGCUCGCUCUUCUUGGCCAUGUCGUGCAACGUUGUGGCCAUUUGGAGCUCUCGCUGGCUCAUGGUGGUGUGGGGUGGUCGUGGGGGAGCAGUGGCCGCUGGACGAACGGCGGCUGCUGCGUUGUCGCGAGGCGCCCCGCGACGAAAUCGCAGCAGCACGAAGGCCGACUCGUCGCACGCGGUGACCUUCGACUGGACUUGCUGCAACGAGUAGACGGGUUCGCCAUUGAUUGCCAGCAAAGCGUCGCCGGGAAGGAUCGUCUUGGAUGCUUCCGCCGGUCCAAUGUCCCCCGCAUGUAGCCGUCGAAACGACGUCACGAGCAGCGCUUCGUGCGUACGGUCGUCCACCGCCAGGCAAAACCCGAGUCCGUUGGCGUCUUUUUGGAGCAACACGUCAAACACCCCCUUUGCGGGACUUGGAGCCUCGGGCGAUGGCGGCGCGGACUUGCCGGCCGUUGAAGUGGUCGAAGUGGCCAGUCGACAAGCCAACACCGGCAGGUCGUCCGUCGUCGAGGUCGCGAGCUCGGGACUUUCCAUUUGGUCCAUGGCCAGGUCGUCAUCUCCAUCGACGACGGCGUAGUCAGCGUACUUUGCAGCGGUCAGAACACGACUACCUGACGCUUUCCACGUGUGGAGGGUGCGCAGGAGGCGCGUCGGGAGGAGUCCGGUGGGCCCGCCCAUGGGCGAAGCGGCGGCGCUGGCACUGGGGCGUGGAGCGUUCAUCGAGCGACCGAUAGCUCCGCGAUAUGAAACUGCUCCGCU